AUGAGUGUGUCUGGAGCAGGAAAUUGGGUGAGACAUCAAUGGAAGUGGAGCAUGGAAAAGAUCAUAAGAGUUUCAGGUGAAGACAUCAACUUCAUAGCGGAACAGCUGCUAGAGCUUCUGAAAGACUAUGAACCGGUGGAAGAUGGUCUAGACUCGUACAGAUGGAUAAAGGAGAAUGACGGCGCCUUUACAGUAAAAUCUUGUUACAAAGCUUUCGCAAACAAGACAACAACUCAUUUGAUCACAACGAAUACGAAAGAAACGCUAGCAAGCUUAUGGAAGGUGAGAGUUCCAUCAAACAUUCAGCUUUUUGGAUGGAGAUUCAUUCUAAAUAGACUUCCAACGAAGGACAACCUAAUAGCAAGAGGAAUUGAAAUUGAAGAUUCUAAGGAAGGCUGCGAGUUCUGCGGAAACACCAUGGAAACAAGGUACCAUCUCUUUUUCGAAUGUCCGUUUAGCACAAGAAUGUGGGAUGCUGUUCAUACUUGGAUGGGCAGCCCUAUGUGGAUAAAAGAGAAAGAGUUUAUGGAGUUUCCUAACUACUGUGAGAAGGCUAAAAGGAAGGAUAUUAGAGAGGUGACAUUUGCGAUCUGGAUGGCUGUCAUUUGGACCCUAUGGCUCACAAGGAACGCAGCAAUUUUCAAUGACGAUACGGUGAAUUUCGAAGACUGUCUUUCCUCUAUAAAAUUCGUUUCGUGGAAAUGGAUAAAUUUGGGAAAAAUAAGUACCAAAAAUUGUUGUAGCUACUACGAAUGGCAUGUUGCGCCUUUGCUAUCUGUUUUCUAA
Messenger RNA from Vicia villosa (hairy vetch), 786 nucleotides. RefSeq lists its product as uncharacterized. NCBI's taxonomy places the organism in Eukaryota, Viridiplantae, Streptophyta, Magnoliopsida, Fabales, Fabaceae. The record is from RefSeq and is a predicted model, not a curated record. The transcript has a single exon. Bases 1 to 786 code for a protein of 261 amino acids.